Molecule: messenger RNA, 1227 nt
Organism: Cyanidioschyzon merolae strain 10D
Lineage: Eukaryota; Rhodophyta; Bangiophyceae; Cyanidiales; Cyanidiaceae
Exons: 1
Coding region: 1-1227 (408 amino acids)
Molecular function (GO): protein binding
Source: RefSeq, a predicted model, not a curated record
AUGACUGCCGCAGUUUCACCACUGGCCGGCGACGGAGGCUUUAAGGAUCUCGAAUGUGACGAACCUUGUACAGCGAUAUGUUUUACGGGAGAAGAUUCCGUUCUUCUCGCCGGUCUGGUGGACGGAAGCGUGUGCACCUGGCGAACGUCUAGCGAAAACCUCCUCUGGAAAGGUGCUUUCCAGGAGCAAACCCACGCCUCCGUUCGGGUCGUUGUGGGAGGCCCACGACGGCGACUCGCUGCACUCGGUUUCUCAGACGGCGCUUUGGCUCUUGUGGACGUGGAAGCGUGUUGUUAUCCGUGGAAUAUGCGACUGCCCCGCCGACGAGCUCGAGAUUCCGUGACUGCCGCCGCUUUUCUGUCGCAUGACGGCAGCGGAGCUGCGGAUGACGCACAAGUCCUGGUAUGUGGCACAGACCAUGGUCGAUUGCACUUCAUUGAUGUGCGGUUGAGUGAAUCCUCGAACCCCGUGGUCUCCGUCCAUAAACAAGAAGACUACAUUUCAGACAUUUGCACGGCAGGUUUCGAGCAGCCCCGGGAGGGCACUGCCUGCUGUCUGUUAAGCGCUUCAGGCGAUGGUACCCUCGCGAUCUAUGAUUGCAGGAUGGGCAGCGAAGGCCAAAGAGUAGUUCGGCGUGCAUUGUCCACGGCCUCGAAUGACGAACUCUUGACCGUCGCGAUGUUCGAUAACUGCCGGCAGGUCGUCUGCGGAACCCAGCGUGGAUUCGUGGACGUAAUACAGUGGGGAAAAUGGGACCAGCUUGCUUAUCGUUUGCGGAUACAUCCGACUACAGUGAAUACAGUGGUGUCCUUGGAUGCACGGCUUGCGUUGACGGGUGCUGAUGAUGGCGUCAUUCGAGUCGUUCCCGUCGUUCCACAACCUACUGCGGAGGUUUUGGGUGAGAAUUUUGAAGGCAUGCCGGUUGAGGCUCUGGCCUUAAAUGCGUCUCGCGAGCGGCUCGCAAGCUGUGGUCACUCAGAUGUGAUUCGGGUGUGGCACAUCGCGAAGCACCUCAAUACGGUCGCGCGUGAUGGGUGCGCUCACAGCCGCGGGCAUCCGAUGGCAUGCGAAUGUCGUGGUUCGGAUUCGGAGUGUUCUGGUUCGAUAUCAUCUCCGGAGGAUCACGGUGCCUCGGCACGUAUUGAAGCGCCGCGCGUGAGCAAGAAAAGGCGGCGGAAGCACGAACAUGUUCCUUCAUCCGACGCAUUCUUCGGCGACCUUCUGUGA